This is a messenger RNA of Patiria miniata (bat star), 2507 nucleotides long. RefSeq names its product MFS-type transporter SLC18B1-like. The record is from RefSeq and is a predicted model, not a curated record. NCBI's taxonomy places the organism in Eukaryota, Metazoa, Echinodermata, Asteroidea, Valvatida, Asterinidae. Gene Ontology annotation, biological process: transmembrane transport. The transcript has 14 exons. Gene Ontology annotation, molecular function: transmembrane transporter activity. Bases 171 to 1646 code for a protein of 491 amino acids.
UAGGUCCGAGGUGGAUAGAUCGAGUGGCGGGGUAUUCUGCAAUUGUGCCUAGGUACGUUGGUCUGAAUGAGAAUAACACGACACAAAAGUCAACCACCUAUUCAUUGCGCCCACUUCCAUGCAGGGUAACGAAUAGAGGACAACAAUCCUGUCGUUCCCAUGUACCAGCCAUGGAAAACAAGGUUGAAAUUAACGCUUCGCUUUCGAUAGAAUAUGUAAAUUCAAGCGGAGAAACUCCGCCCAACGGCGCCCCGCCCACGUCGUCUUUGGCCAAUAAGGAUAGAGCUGACGAAGAAAAUGACAACAUUGACAAAAGAUCUGAGGAGAAACCGGCGGGAACGAAGUUCACCUACCACCAGAAAGCCACUUUUGCCAGCGCUAUGAUGGCUUCACUGUCAAACAUGAUGGCCGCUUCCAUAAUUUCAGUUUUCUACCCCAUUGAGGCAAAGGCGAAAGGGAUGAACCAGACUGUAAUUGGACUCGUGUUUAGCGCAUUCGCCCUCACUGCAGGCAUUGGGUCACCGAUUUGGGGCAAAUUUAUUCCUGUUUUUGGAGCUCGGUUUAUUUUUCUGGCAGGAGCCUUCGUCACCGGUGGAUGCAAUGUCUUGUUUGGGUUUAUUGUUGACAUGCCAACCAGAGCAACUUUCACUGCGUUCAGUUUUGCCAUAAGGCUCUUGGAAGGGCUUGGAAGCUCGGCUACAAAAACUGCGUCAGCGGCCAUUGUGGCGUUUACCUUUCCUGAGAAUGUCGGCACGGCAGUGAGCUUGAUUGAGAUGACCGGAGGGCUGGCAUAUGCAAUCGGACCAGCAAUUGGUGGUCUGUUAUAUGAUGCAGGAGGCUUCCGGUUUCCGUUCUUCGCUCUGGGAGGGCUUGUUCUUGCAAUUGAUAUCGCCAAUUUCUUCUUAUUGCCUCAGCAGGGGCAAAAGAAGGAAGAGUCUGGGCCCUUGACUCUAGUUUUGAGCAUUCCAGCCAUUUGGUUGGCUUUACUUGCUGUCUUUGUGGCAGCGAUUUCCUUAACAUCCCUCGUCCCAACUGUGCCGAUUCAUUUAAAAGAGCUUGGUUUCACUGUGUUGCAGAUCAGUUUCAUCUUUCUAAGUUUCGGUUUAUCUUACGCAAUUUCCUCUGUGAUUUGGGGAGCUGUUGCAGACGCAAAGAAAGCCACACGAAUUAUGAUGGUCUUUGGAGCAUUUGGCAGCGCACUCUUUUUCCUAUUCCUUGGACCGUCGCAACUGCUGAAAAUACCCUCGACCAAGCUGCUAGCUAUCCUUGUUAUUCCAACUGGCACCGUUAUGAUGGGUUUGUUCAUUAUGCCGACAUUCGUUGACAUGUACAUCUCUGCAGAAUGGUAUGGUGUUCCUACCAACCUUGGGGUGACUUCUAUAAUAGCUGGCCUCUGGAACGGUGUAUUUGCAUUCGGGUCCUUGGUAGGGCCCUUGCUUGGGGGCGCUUUGACGCAGGUCUAUGGAUUUGCUUACGCGACUACAAUAUUCGCAGGUGCUUUAAUCUCUGUCAUGAUUGUACUGUGUCUGUUUGGAGUCUGGGAGUAUCGUUGUGGAAAAGGGAGACGGGUCCCGAGAUCACGGCUUGAAAUGCAGGCUAACACAACUGACGAGGAACAGGUGCCACUUAUACCAAAUGAUGUGUGAAGCGAGUUCAUUAUAGCAGCUGAGAGAAGACGCUUCACUUUACUCAAUUUUAUACCAAAUGCUUCUCUAGCCAGCCACAAUCAUCUUUGUUCCUAUCUCACGGAUUGACUUACUGACUGACUGACUGACUGUCUCCCCUACAGACUUCCUUCAGCCUCACCUUUGCCAAAAUUUGACUCGAAUGACUACCGGUACGUUAUACGACCCUCAGACCAAAUUGGUCUGGGACCAGCUUUGAAACCCCCUAAGGAGUGACAUUAAUAAUAAACUUAACAUAAACAUAUGGCUGGGAGCAAACGAUCACCAACUAAUUCACUCUGUUUGCGCUUUUUUUCCUCUCAAAAUUGUUUCACCGGUUUUCCAGCAUAUACCAACCCACUCCCUGUGGCAGUUUACCAAGCUUUCCUAGCUACAAUCACUAGAUCCGACCCCUAUAACCCCAACUGUUUAUUAAUUUGGAACAAAUGGUACCAGUAACCCUCGAGCUUGCCCAGUCUAGGCCCAAAUAUUUUUGUAUACCACUUAAUAUUUUUGGUAGACUCUACUAAAGUUAAACACAUUAACGAGUUUCUUCUAUAUACAUGUAUGAAGAAGUAGCUUAUUUUUUAAAAUAAUAUUGUCAACUUUGGUUUAACCAUAGACAAAUUAUAAGAACAAAGGUUUAAACCUAAUGUUUGUGCUACUAUACACUAUACUUCUUCAAUAACAAUUUCGGGGUCUAUUUUUUUUAUCUGGCAAGGCCGGCUGUUUGUGCGCAAAAGAAACCCAAAGCAGAAUGCUUUCUCACGGUUACAGACGCCUGAAACAGAAAAUAUAGUGCAUUUUGUUUUUGGCUUAGUAAAACAUAUGAUAGCAUAAAGU